AUGAGAAAUAUUAAAGAUAGCACUGAUCAAGGGAGAGAAAUAGAGAGACAUUUACUUCAUGAGUCGCACGAUUUUUCGGGUCAUCGGCUGAAGUCCUAUGAAACUGGGAAAUAUUCUUCCCAAAGAAGUGCAAGAAAUCCUUUCCGAACUCAUGAAUCUCCAAGAAGCACAUCCUUGCAAUAUGUGCCUAUACAAAAUUUCCACAAACCUCCGAUCCGUAGCGUCUCUGGGCAGCAUACAAUUGGGCUUAAUUCACCCAGAAAAGAUCUAGCUCAUCCAUAUAAAGUUUCAACACCAGUCACUUCAUCAAAGCACAGGCGCCGCAUUGGGGAAAAGAAAUGGCAUACACUAGGGUCACAAAAGAAGCAACAGAUACGGCCUGCAUGGAAAUUCUGAUACAGAUUCAGAACAUACAUGGAUGUGACUUCUAAAACAUUCAAAAACUCCGUCAUGAUGUCAUGAGGUCACAAGAGAGCAAAUCCACCAUAAUAACACUGUUUGCCCCCCGAAUUUUGCAUAAGUUAUUGAUGAGAUGCUGUUUGGAAAAUGCAGUAUUCCCAGGAGCAUUUAAAAACAAUGGUUUAUGCAAACUUUGAGAGGUUGGGGGGGGGGGAGGCAAGCAAGGGGGGUUAUGGGGGAUUGGAAAAUAGAUGAUAUUGAUGCAAUUAUGUUGGAAGGACGGUUACAAAACUUGAUUGUGCUUUAAAAACAUUCUAAUCCUGGAAAACUUGGGGUUUUCAGGGUUUAUUGUGUUUUAAGGAUGGAUAUACACAUCAAAACCUGCGACAAUAGAUUCACGAUCAAAAAAGAACAAAACAACAAAAAGUGAAAAGAUUUGCCCCCCAAUUUUUAAAAAAUUUUUUAGAAAGGUUAUUUUAGAAAAAUGAUAUGUUCCGGAAAGUAUUUAAAAGCAAAGUUGUUUUUACAUUGUGGGAGGUGUGGGGGGGGGGGGGGCAAGCAGAGUGUGUUAUAGGGGAUUCGAAAAUAGAUGAUAUUGAUGCCACUAUGUUCGAAAGACAGUUACACAACUUGAUUGUGCUUUAAAAACAUUCCUAUCACUGGAAAACUUGGAGUUUCAGAGUUUUCUGUGAUCUAAGGAUCGAUAAGGACAAUGGACAGAGAUUAUCAUGAAAGUAAAUAAGCUAUGCCAAUUUCAUAAGGUUGUGGGGGGAGGCGGUUGGCUGGUUUAGUUUGGGCAAUAUAUUUUGCAAUCCUACUGCUGUUAUAAAUAAUUAAGUAUUUGACCUUUAACUCGCAGCUCCUUUCGUUCAAAGUCAUUUAAUAAGAUUUCUUUUCAUGAAUUACCCAAAUUUCCCCAUUCUCGCCUCAAAAGAAUUGUGUGCGCCCUUUUAAACGAUGAUCAGCACGUUUGUUGCUUAUGGUACUUGCGCCAGGGUAUUUGGCAUAAGCCAGAACUAACAGGUGUCUGGUAAAAAAAUUUCUACGAUCGAUACCACAUCUAUAUGAUAUAGGGUCUGACUUCAGUUCACCAGAUACCUGGCCUUGUUCCUUUUUACCGAGACCGCGAAGGGGCGAGGUAAAUAUCCAAUGCUAGCCAGCAACACUGAGGUGAAUAAUUGUUUUAGUAUAUACUAAAACAGUGAGAUAAUUGAGCACAAAAUGAUGAUUUUCAACUCAUUUACUGUUGCCAACGAUUACAAUUUUGACGCGCGAUGACCGAACGGCCGCGGUCGUCGCUUUUUCUUAGCGACAAAUAAAACUUUUGAAGGCGUUUGUUUAGAUCUUGCGGGAAAGUUUCUUCAAAAGGAGUUGUGAAUUCUGUUUGUAUUUAAAAUAAUUCUGUAAAAAAGAUUCUUAAAUUUAGUUUUAAGCUUAUUCAUGAACAAGUCAACUAAAUAAAGUAACGCAAGACAAGCUAUUAAACGUAAACAUUUGUUUUUUGAAAAAGUGGCCAAAAUAGCUAUUGAUAAGUUCAGUUUUUCUGUUUCGAAAUGGACAAUUUUGAAGGUUUGGCUUGAUCGUCACCUUCUUGAUGUAUUUCGGAAAUACCUUGUUUGAUUAGUUGUGAAAUUUCUUAGUUUGUUACGGCAGCAAACCGAGAAAGCAUUUUGCUCGCAACCUACGCGACUUUGGCGUCGCUCGCUCGGAGGAACUGGGGGAGAAUCAGUGAAUAGUGCAGGAUAUUCACUGAUUGAGUAGCCAAUCAGAGCGCGCGAAAAACACUAUCCACUGUUUUAGCAUAUACUAAACUGGGAUAUUUGAACUUGUAAGAUCAGUUUUGUAUCAACAAAGCAUUUUCAACUUCACGAGUUGAAUUUACGAAUACGUUUUGUUCUAAAGUGGUUAUCGUGCCUCUCUCUUCGCGUCUAAAUGAUUAUCGUUCUUAAAUGGUGCAUCAAGGACAAAGGCACUAUGCACGGAAUGACAAAGAAAGAUAAUCGAGCCUCUAUGCACGGUUAUUUAUCGUGCAUUGGCAAUUUGAUGCAAUAAAAAGUAUGUUCUAACGCUAAAAGGGUGUUUUUCAUUUAACAACCAUGAAAAUGCAGCGAUACAUUUUAAGCCUAGGAGAAACUUUGAUACAUGUGCCUCUCGAAAAGCAUACCGAAAAGCUAUUCUGGUUAAUACAGCUUUAUUGCAGAAGUAAGUGAGAUCGAAACUUUAGAAUUUUUGGUAAACAGUAGGGCAAAAUAGCGUCUUUGAACUACACUACAUUUCAUUAACAACAAAAUAACUUAUUUAAACCAAAGCUUAGUGCACAAAGUAUGUCCUUUUUGUAAUGUACAUUUUUUACACAGCACUGCCGUGCAGAAAAUCAAGUUUUUAUUCACGAAUUUAGAGGAACUAUAACAGUAAAUGUAGCGUUAGACAACUUUUACAUAAAGGUGGUCACCAACAUCGUAGGCAUGGCCGAUGGCUAGCGUUCCCACGUAUUUAAAAAAUAAGAGCCAAACCAAAACAAACUUGGUUCAUUCUUCUCUGCCGCCAAUAGAUACGAGUUCCAGGGUAGUGCCCCACUAUACAUACUUAUUAAUCAUAGUCCUCUUACUGAUACAAUUUAAUGAUACAUUCAAUCCAUUCAGUAUAAUUGUUUUCCUUUUUUAUUGAAGAGUGUAGAGCUACAACGACAAUCUUCAAUGUUAAAAUUAAUUUUUUUCUUGAAUCCUUUUUCUGUUCGAUGUAUAUACCGAGGGAGACUACAGCUGUUAAAGGUUUCUACCAGCUAAAAUAUAUCAAGUCUCACGGUUUUAAAUACCUGAGUGGUUUAAAAGUUUUUUCAAUUCGUUUCAGAGAAAAGCUAGUACCAAAACGCUUCUUGUUUUAACAUUGUGAUUUUAGAAUAUGCACACUUGAAAGGGUCACGGGCACGGAACACGCAAGACCGAAAGUGUCACACAACAUUUCCCAGAAAAAACGGAAGGUACUUUGGGCCCAUCUAUCAGAAUGUUUAUAUUAUUGUUGUGUUAAAUUUGAUAAAGGAAGCGCAAUUCCGGGAAAAUGUCUUUUUUUGUGCAUGCAUGAUCAGUAAGUAAUUAACAAGAACUCGUUGCAUUUAAGUUUAGGUACUAACAGUCGCAUCUUUCUUACAAUGAAGGCCUUUUUUCGCAAUACCUUUGGCUCUGGAGAUCCCCUUAAAAAGGUCCAUUUAUUUGAACACGACGCUAAGAGAAUGGCUAACUUAGUCUUGCUUCAUCCAGGCAAAGAGACAGGCGGAAAUCUCUUUGGUUUGUGGACUGAUAAUGAUGAGCCUGUAUUACACAUCGUGCUUGGUCCGGCCAUCGGUUGCACUCGCACAGAGGUGUCCUUCUAUCAGAGCAUUCCUUAUCUGGAGCGUGUUGGAGGACUUGUCACACGAGAUUAUCAGCUGUGCCACAUCGGAGAGUGGCACUCUCACCAUCGCCUACGACUGUCUGAGCCAAGUUCGGGUGAUUCGUCGACCAUUAUUCGAAAUUUCCCCAGAGGAACUUGUGGCUUUCUUCUCAUCAUUGCUAACAUUCUGCCGUCAUCUGGUGAGGUAACCCUGUCACCAUAUCUUUACAGAGAGGGGCAAAGAAACUACGAAACACGUAAAAUCAACCUCCUUCAUGGACAGAGCCCAUUUGCCAGGUUAGAUCCUAUCGUUAGCCACAUGCAACAGGGCGAAGACGACUCUUCAACUGUCCAAGAAUAUUUACAAAGAGAACGCAGCAGAAGCAAGACAUCUAUUACACCAAGUCAUGUUUCAAAGGGUAAUGAAGCUUACACGUAUAUAUUUGACGAAGAUCAUAAAAUGAUUGAGGGACUCCUCCUUGAAAGUGGUGGUACUGAAACAAGUGAGGGAGAUUUGUUUGGUUUGUGGACGACUGACGAACAGCCAGUGUUGCACAGCUUUCACAAACCCUUGGACAAGCCAAACGAGCAACAGGCUUGUGAGCCCGCCUCAAGAACUCAACCACAAGACGCCGCAGAAAGCAGUGGAGAGGAAAACUUGGCCAAUGAGGAGUACCCAGGCAUACAGAAAAUUGGGAAAUACAUCCUGCGUCGACCUGUGGCUGAAGGAGGAGACAAACCCACUGCAGAUGAAGAAGCUAAUUUUCGCCGACAAUUUCCUCUCCGAUGUGUUUUGGUUAUAGCUUACAUCGUUCAAAACGACGAAGAGGCUAAAUCAGUGGGUAUUUCUUCCUAUGUUUACAGUGGCAAUUCAUUGCCUAAUAGGCCACUUGAAAUCCAACCUCUUCAUGCUGCAAAGGUUUUUCGAGAAAGGCAGGAGAGGAGCGACAAGACGGAGGAAAAUAAAAGCAAGGAGGAAGACAAUCUUAUGGAUUUGGAUACCCCA
Porites evermanni is the source of this 4774-nucleotide messenger RNA. The record is from the annotation of a GenBank genome assembly. NCBI's taxonomy places the organism in Eukaryota, Metazoa, Cnidaria, Anthozoa, Scleractinia, Poritidae.